Molecule: messenger RNA, 231 nt
Organism: Arxiozyma heterogenica
Lineage: Eukaryota; Fungi; Ascomycota; Saccharomycetes; Saccharomycetales; Saccharomycetaceae
Gene: ATX1
Product: copper metallochaperone ATX1
Exons: 1
Coding region: 1-231 (76 amino acids)
Biological process (GO): copper ion transport
Cellular component (GO): cytosol
Molecular function (GO): copper chaperone activity; metal ion binding
Source: RefSeq, a predicted model, not a curated record
AUGACAAACCAUUACCAAUUUGAAGUUAUUAUGACUUGUUCAGGUUGUUCCAAUGCCAUUGAUAGAGUACUUAAAAGAUUAGAACCAGAUGUCUCUAAAUAUGUUAUAUCUUUAAAAAAACAAACAGUGGAUAUUGAAACAACUUUACCCUUAGAAACAAUACUAAGUAAGAUUCAAAAGACUGGUAAAGAAGUGACAGGUUCCAAAGUCAUCGAGACUCCUUUAAUAUAG